AUGUCGAGUGCGGCCGAAUCGCUUUUGGCGUUGACGGGAAGACGAACAACGGGGCAAUCGAUCAGGACACAAAAUGUGACGGCAGCGGUGGCCAUUGCGAAUAUCGUCAAGUCAUCACUCGGACCGGUUGGACUCGAUAAGAUGCUGGUGGAUGACGUUGGAGACGUGAUUGUGACAAAUGAUGGAGCCACCAUUCUCAAGCAACUCGAUGUCGAGCAUCCAGCAGGCAAAGUUCUCGUUGAAUUGGCCCAAUUGCAAGAUGAAGAGGUCGGUGAUGGAACAACUUCUGUUGUGAUCAUGGCCGCAGAGUUGUUGAAAGCAGCUGAUGAGCUCGUCAAGGGCAAACUCCAUGCGACAACCGUCAUCAAUGGAUAUCGUCUUGCUUGCAAGGAGGCUGUGAAAUAUUUACAGGAAAACCUUUCCUUCUCAACGGAAGAACUUGGACGCCAAUCGAUUAUUGGAGUGGCAAAGACGAGCAUGAGCAGCAAGAUCAUCGGACCGGACUCGGACUUCUUCAGUGAGAUGCUUGUGGAAGCCGCUGAAGCAGUCAAAGUGACUGAUUCUACCGGAAAGGUCACUUACCCGAUCAAGGCCAUCAAUGUUCUGAAAGCUCACGGAAAGUCGGUUCGCGAAUCGAUUCUUGUGAAAGGAUAUGCUUUGAAUUGCACUGUGGCUAGUCAAGCAAUGCCACUACAAGUCCUCAACGCCAAAAUUGCUUGCCUGGACUUCUCGUUGAACAAAGCCAAAAUGCACCUCGGGAUCUCCGUUGUUGUAGAAGAUCCUGAGAAACUCGAACAGAUUCGUAGAGAAGAGUACGACAUCACAAAGCGUCGGAUCGAAAAGAUCCUGAAAGCUGGAGCCAAUGUUGUGUUGACGACUGGUGGAAUCGACGAUCUCUGCCUCAAACAAUUUGUUGAAGCUGGAGCAAUGGCAGUUAGAAGGUGCAAGAAGACUGAUCUCAAACGUAUCGCAAAGGCUACUGGAGCUACAAUGACAGCUUCGCUCGCCAAUUUAGAAGGAGAAGAAACCUUUGAUCCAUCGUUCAUUGGACACGCUGACGAAGUUGUCCAAAAACGUAUCUCGGAUGACGAAUUGAUUUUCAUCAAUGGUCCAAAAGCUCGCACGGCCAGCAGCAUUAUUCUACGUGGUGCCAACGAUGUAAUGCUUGAUGAGAUGGAACGAUCUGUACAUGAUGCGCUUUGCGUUGUUCGACGUGUUCUUGAGAGUGGUCGAUUGGUAGUUGGUGGAGGAGCCGUCGAGGCAGCGCUCAACGUUUGGCUGGAGCAUUUUGCUAACACUUUGUCUUCUCGUGAACAAUUGGCCGUUGCCGAGUUCGCGAGCGCUUUCUUGGUGAUCCCAAAGACGUUGGCCGGUAAUGCAGCCCGAGAUGCCACCGAACUUGUCGCCAAGCUCAGAGCUUUUCACAACAUCGCACAAACCGACAAGCAAAGGCCACAUCUUAAAUGGGCCGGCCUUGAUUUGGAAAAUGGAGAGAUUCGCGACAAUCGGGAAGCUGGAGUCCUUGAGCCGCUUGUGUCAAAGAUCAAGAGCAUAAAGUUCGCCACAGAGGCCGCCAUCACAAUCCUGCGAAUCGAUGAUCUCAUUAAACUUGAUAAGAUUGAGCCAACCGGCCGUCACGGCGAUGAAUGCCAC
Molecule: messenger RNA, 1653 nt
Organism: Mesorhabditis belari
Lineage: Eukaryota; Metazoa; Nematoda; Chromadorea; Rhabditida; Rhabditidae
Source: the annotation of a GenBank genome assembly